GCUGCCAUGGCGACGGCGGCGGAGGAGCGCGGCCUGGACGGGGCCCCGGGGGAAGCCCCGGAUGGGGCCCGGGAUGAGGCCGCGGCCGGCGCUGAGGAAACGGUGAAGAUCAUCUGCCUGGGCGACAGCGCCGUGGGCAAGUCCAAGCUGCUGGAGCGGUUCCUGCUCGAUGGCUUCCGCCCCCAGCAGGUCUCCACGUUCGCCCUGACGCUGUACCAGCACCGCGCCCGGGUGGGCGGACAGGAGGUCCGCGUGGACUUCUGGGACACGGCGGGCCAGGAACGGUUCCGGAGCAUGCACGCCUCCUACUACCACCAGGCCCACGCCUGCAUCAUGGUGUUUGAUGUGCAGCGGAAGGUCACCUACAAGAACCUAAACAGCUGGUACAAGGAGCUGAGGGAAUUCCGCCCAGAGAUUCCAUGCAUUGUAGUGGCCAACAAGAUUGAUGCGGAUAUGAAGGUGACCCAGAAAAGCUUCAAUUUUGCCCGGAAGUUCAGUUUGCCCUUUUACUUCGUCUCUGCUGCCGAUGGCACCAACGUGGUGAAGCUCUUCAAUGACGCCAUCAGACUGGCUGUGUCUUACAAACAGCACUCGGGAGACUUCAUGGACCAGGUCCUGCGGGAGCUGGAGAGCUUUGACCUGCAGAAGACAAGCAAGGAUUUGUCGGAUACAGGGAAAAGCUGCACUGAAGAGGAGCCCUCAUCUGCCUAGACCCCGAGCCUGGUUUUCCCUUGGCUCUGGAGUUCUGGGGCCUGCACAGAGGACAGUGAUGUUUCUCGUGCCCUGGAGCUGUGGUGAUGGGCAGCUGGGCCUCUUCCCUUCUCAUGGGCGCCUACCUGGGCAGGAUCUUCGUUGGCUCGUCCCUCACUGCUGCACACUUCGCUCAGGGGAGGGAUGGGAGAAUCCACACGAUCCCACACGGACGGUCACUCACUCCUACCGCUGCUUUAGGACAGAGCUGGCUAGAAGUGAGCCACCUUGGACCUGCAGGAAGGAUCCUGCUCAGAUGCUGUAGUGGUACCUGCUGCAGAAAGCAAACACUAAAAGAUAUUUUUUACGAAGCUA
Molecule: messenger RNA, 1065 nt
Organism: Hirundo rustica (Barn swallow)
Lineage: Eukaryota; Metazoa; Chordata; Aves; Passeriformes; Hirundinidae
Product: rab-like protein 2A
Exons: 8
Coding region: 7-711 (234 amino acids)
Cellular component (GO): endosome; Golgi apparatus
Molecular function (GO): GTP binding; GTPase activity
Source: RefSeq, a predicted model, not a curated record